Molecule: messenger RNA, 2297 nt
Organism: Chelonoidis abingdonii (Abingdon island giant tortoise)
Lineage: Eukaryota; Metazoa; Chordata; Testudines; Testudinidae
Product: bile salt export pump-like
Biological process (GO): oligopeptide export from mitochondrion
Cellular component (GO): mitochondrial inner membrane
Molecular function (GO): ATP hydrolysis activity; ATP binding; ABC-type oligopeptide transporter activity
Source: RefSeq, a predicted model, not a curated record
AUGUCCAAUCCUGUUGUUCUGCGCAGUAUUAGGAGAUUUGAAGAGGAUAACUACAUUUAUGACUCAGAUGGAUCAGAUAACAACCAUAAGAAACCAGAGUCAUCAAACAAGAAAGAAAAUGACAUUCGGCUUGGUUUCUUUCAACUGUUUCGAUUCUCUUCAUCAUCUGAGAUUUUGAUGAUGGCUUUUGGUAGUUUCUGUGCCAUUCUUCAUGGAGCAGCCCAGCCAUGCAUGUUGCUUGUCUUUGGUCUGAUGACAGACACAUUUAUUCAAUAUGACAUUGAGAAGCAAGAACUUAGCAACCCAGACAAGGCAUGUGUGAAUAGCACCAUAGUGUGGAUCAACAGUUCCCUUCAUCCAAAUGAAACAAAUACACCAAUAAGUUGUGGAUUCCUGGACAUUGAAAGUGAAAUGAUCAGAUUUGCAAGUUAUUAUGCAGGAAUUGGCUGUGUGGUGCUUGUGUUAGGAUACCUCCAAAUCUGUUUUUGGGUAAUGUCUGCAGCUCGUCAGAUUAAGAAAAUCAGGAAAGCAUAUUUCAGGAAAAUAAUGAGAAUGGAUAUAGGCUGGUUUGACUGUACGUCAGUAGGAGAACUGAAUACACGAAUCUCUGAUGAUGUGAACAAAAUCAAUGAUGCUAUUGCUGAUCAAGCAGCACUCUUUAUCCAGCGCUUCACCACCUUUAUUUGUGGAUUCCUGUUAGGAUUUGCUAGUGGCUGGAAACUGACCCUGGUUAUUAUUGCUGUCAGCCCACUACUUGGGAUUGGAGCAGCUACCCUGGGCUUAGCUGUGGCAAAACUGACAGGCCUAGAGUUAAAGGCAUAUGCAAAAGCUGGUGCUGUGGCUGAUGAAGUGCUGUCAUCAAUCAGAACAGUGGCUGCUUUUGGUGGGGAGAGGAAAGAAGUUGAAAGGUAUGAUAAAAACUUAGUGUUUGCCCAGCGCUGGGGAAUUAGAAAAGGAAUGAUAAUGGGAUUCUUCACUGGUUACAUCUGGUUCAUAAUCUUCCUGUGUUAUGCAUUAGCCUUUUGGUAUGGCUCAAAACUUGUCCUUGACGAAGAUGAGUAUUCACCUGGGACUCUCUUACAGGUUUUCUUUGGAGUCUUAAUAGGUGCUUUAAAUCUUGGUCAGGCUUCUCCUUGUUUGGAGGCUUUUGCCACUGGCCGCGGGGCUGCAACAAACAUCUUUGAGACGAUAGAUGCAAAACCUACCAUUGACUGCAUGUCAGAAGAGGGCUACAAGCUGGAUAAAAUAAGAGGUGACAUUGAAUUCCAUAAUGUAACAUUCCAUUACCCAUCCAGGCCCGAAGUAAAGAUUUUGGAUAAUCUUAGCAUGGUUAUUAAAUCAGGGGAGACAACCACUUUUGUUGGACCCAGUGGAGCUGGGAAAAGCACCACAGUGCAGCUCAUCCAGAGGUUCUAUGACCCCACUGAAGGCAUGGUUACCCUGGAUGGCCAUGACAUUCGCUCCCUUAACAUUCAGUGGUUGCGCUCACUGAUUGGUAUUGUUGAGCAAGAACCAGUCCUGUUUGCUACCACAAUUGCAGAGAAUAUUCGCUAUGGUCGUGAUGAUGCUAGUAUGGAAGACAUCAUCAAAGCAGCCAAGGAAGCCAACGCCUACAACUUUAUCAUGGAUCUGCCACUGCAAUUUGACACCCUUGUUGGAGAGGGUGGAGGCCAGAUGAGUGGAGGUCAGAAACAAAGGAUAGCUAUUGCUCGAGCCCUUGUCCGAACCCCUAAAAUCCUGCUACUAGAUAUGGCCACGUCAGCACUGGACAAUGAAAGUGAAGCUAUUGUCCAAGAAGCACUUCAUAAGGCACGCCUUGGGCGCACUGCAAUCUCAAUAGCUCAUCGUCUGUCCACAGUUAAAUCUGCUGAUGUCAUCAUUGGGUUUGAGCAUGGAAGGGCGGUUGAGAGAGGAACACAUGAGGAGCUACUGGAAAGGAAAGGGGUUUAUUUCACACUGGUGACCUUACAAAGCCAAGGAGACAAAGCACUUACUGAAACAGCAGUGGAAAAAAAUAACUUGCUUGUUACACCAAACCUUAAGAAAGACCAGUCGUUUAGCCGUGGGAGCUAUCAAAGCAGCUUGCGCGCUUCAGUUCGACAGCGUUCCAGGUCUCAGCUCUCUAAUGUAGUACCCAGCCAUCCGUUAUCAGUCACUGGAGACCAGUCAGACACUGUAUAUCGAGUGCAUCAAUAUGAAGAAGGCAUAUCUACACAAAAGACAUUUGAGGAGGAAGAAGAGGAAGUGUAGCCUGCACCAGUCACCAGGAUUUUGAAAUACAAUUCUCCGGAGUGGCC